AUGGCUCCUAUCGCCCAGAAAGCUCUUCUCCUUCCGGCCCCAAAAGCUCAAUGGACUGUUGACGAAGUGCCCGUGCCUACGCCAGGCCCAAAGGACGUCCUCGUCAAGAUCAUCGCCGUUGGGCUCAACCCAGGCGACUGGAAGAUUCAGACGUACGGGAUCUCCAUGGUCGACUACCCUUACAUCGGCGGUUUCGAUGCCGCCGGACUCGUCGAAGACGUUGGCGCAGAGGUCAUCACUCUGGCCAAGGGUGACCGAGUCUUGUACCAGAGCGGGUUCGGGCGUCCGGAGGCAGCGUUCCAACAAUACGGCAUCGUUGCUGCGGAGAUCGCAGCGAAGAUUCCACCGAAUCUCUCUUUCGAGCAGGCAGCAUCUGUCCCUCUCGGCCUCAACACCGUCGUCCUCGGACUGUACAACCGCAACCCCGGAUCGACGAGCAUCGGCUACCCCGCUCCCUGGGAAGAAGGCGGCACGACCAAGUUUGCCGGAAAGCCGGCGCUCAUAGUCGGCGGAUCGUCUUCCGUCGGUCAAUACGCCGAGUGGUAUGUGCGCACAGCUAUCCAGCUCGCGAGGCUCUCCGGGUUUGCGCCCAUCCUCACCACGUCGUCGCUCCGCCACGAGGAGUUUCUCAAGUCUAUCGGCGCGACGCACGUCAUUGACCGCACGCUCCCGCCGGCCACUGUCCAGAGCGAGGUUCUCAAACUCGCCGGAGGAAAGCCAAUCGAGUUCGCGUUCGACCCGGUCUCGGCCGCGGACACGCAGACGCUCGCAUACGACAUCCUCGCCCCAGGGGGCAACCUCCUCUUAGUCAAUCCGGAGGCAAUCCCUGCGGAGAAGAAGAAAGACGGCGAUAACAAGAGGGUCAUGCCCGUGUUCGCGGACGUGCAGACCCCGGCGACCAGAGAUGUCCUCGUCGCGCUUUACAGCCGGCUCACGGAGUGGCUCGAGACGGGAACGAUUGUGCCUAACCGUGUCGAGGUGAUUCCUGGCGGCCUCGCUGGCAUCCCCGACGGAAUCGAACGCGUGAAGAAUAACCUGGUGAGCGGCAGGAAACUCAUCGCCCAUCCGCAGGAGACGCUGUGA
Messenger RNA from Trametes versicolor FP-101664 SS1, 1083 nucleotides. Its product is annotated as GroES-like protein. Gene Ontology annotation, molecular function: oxidoreductase activity, acting on NAD(P)H. The record is from RefSeq and is a predicted model, not a curated record. NCBI's taxonomy places the organism in Eukaryota, Fungi, Basidiomycota, Agaricomycetes, Polyporales, Polyporaceae. Bases 1 to 1083 code for a protein of 360 amino acids. The transcript has 6 exons.